This is a messenger RNA of Westerdykella ornata, 1459 nucleotides long. RefSeq lists its product as uncharacterized. The transcript is spliced from 2 exons. Bases 1 to 1029 code for a protein of 342 amino acids. The record is from RefSeq and is a predicted model, not a curated record. NCBI's taxonomy places the organism in Eukaryota, Fungi, Ascomycota, Dothideomycetes, Pleosporales, Sporormiaceae.
AUGAUGAGAUCUACGGUACACCCCGACGACCCGUACGUCGAAAUGGCCAACAACAUCGACGUCGACGAUGAUGAUGUCGAUUCUGGAGAGGACUACACCGUUCUCGAUCUUCCUCCGGUGGAGGCCGCCGACAAUCAGACGGCCGUCAAUGGGAUACCGGGUGAAGGUCUCCGAGAAGAAUGGCAGGCGGCAGGAAGAGAGGGCAAGAACGCUCUCGAAGCUUUUGGGAGAUUUGGGUUUCGCCUGGGCAAAGCAGCCGGGAAAUCGUCACUGGUUGCCGCAAAAUCUGCUUUGCGUCAGUGCAAGGAGACGGCGGAGAAGUACAAUGAGAAGUGGCAGGCUGACGCGAUUAAGAAGGCUGAAGAGUGGGGAACUCACCUGGCGCGGCAGCUUGCCAGCGGUUGGGAAGAGAUCGGACAUCCUGAUCGUUUGGAGCUGCCUGAUGCUCAUGCCAUUGCCAGCCAGCGCUCUGAAGCGAUGAGCGUUCAGGAGGAGUUCGAAUCGGCUGAACCCGCAGCAGCUGGUGAUGCCGACCCUGUCUCUACAGAGACCCUCAAGACCGAGGCGCCGACUCUCAUUGAAUGCGACCUGUCGACGGCGUCUUCCCCUCUGUCAAGCUUCGAUUCAGAAGGUUUUAGAUCGUCUCCUCCGGGCAGCUCCAGGAAAAUAAGCAAUCUGGAGGCCAAAGAGGCGCCGCUAAAAAGGGCGGUAGCGACCUCUUCCAGACCGUCACCCUACCGGCCACAGGUUCCACAGCCGUCCAGCCCGUUCUGCUCCCAUUUGGCCUUCAGUGCUGGCAACAAGGGCAAGGGCAAAGAGCCGCUGUCGACCAAGGUGGUUCCUGCGUAUUCGAGACCGUUGCCCAGCAGCUCUAAGUCUAGAAUCCCGCAGCCGCGCAACGUCCUCAGCUCUCCUGCCAGCAUUAGUGCUGGCACCACUUGGGAGAGUAACGAGGCGGAUAAGUCCAGAGGACACCGGCCACAGGAAACGUUCUCCUUGGAGGCAGAAGCGAGGGCGAAACAGAUGUGAGCGGGAUACGGCUCUAGCUAUUGUUAUUCCAUUGUGCGUUUGUAAGUACUGCUUACCACCUAGAUUCAACGUUCACUAACAGUAACAGUCGUUGGCCAAGCAACAGUUUGCAAGGCAUUGAGCAAGGCGGCUUGUUUCGAACUGCGGUCUUGGUAGACCCAUCUACCCGGAGUCGUGCUCUGGUCCAGAUACUAUUAGGAUGGAAGUUAUAACCUUGCCCGGGACGAGGGACAGUUAAUCGGAGAUUCUAAAGGGCAUUUUGCAUUGUGUAAUCUAGCUUAGCGACAGGCGCGUAACUGUAGGUGUACCGGCGUUUGCAUUAGAAAACCGCUUGUUUCUAAUAGUGUUCUAUCGAAUCUUCUUGCAAGCAUUGUUGGUUUAUAAUUUAGGGUACCCUGCUGUCGGUUAGCGAUUAUUACAUCUCUACAGU